Messenger RNA from Schizosaccharomyces cryophilus OY26, 2968 nucleotides. Its product is annotated as DUF1212 family protein. The record is from RefSeq and is a predicted model, not a curated record. Gene Ontology annotation, molecular function: transmembrane transporter activity. Gene Ontology annotation, biological process: transmembrane transport. The coding region runs from base 265 to 2541 and encodes 758 amino acids. The transcript has a single exon. Lineage: Eukaryota; Fungi; Ascomycota; Schizosaccharomycetes; Schizosaccharomycetales; Schizosaccharomycetaceae.
UGUGCCUAUACUAAUUCUUCAGUACGUACCUACUUACGGCCAUUCAUUCCCAAUUCCUUAAGAGACAGUUGAAAUAUAUUUUAAACCUUUCUUAAGAUAGUAAAUCGGCUGUUUUUUUUAUUUUCUCGAAGGUUCAUUUGCCUGGUAAAGCAGGAUCGAGCGUUCGUUCACACAACCCAUUAAAACGAGGAUAUUUCCUCAAUCUGGAUCGUAUAUAUAUAUCUCCUGUUAAUGACUCAUUAAAUAAUUGUUUAAUAGAUUAAAAUGGAAGGGAAUCGAAGAGUGCGAUUCAACACUGAAAGAAGGCCUUUUCUGAAUAAUAAUCAAACAUCGUAUCAGCGACCACCUCCUUCCUUCAUGAUAGAAGAAGGAGACGAAGAGUCUGAAGAAGAUGAUGGACCUCAAUUUCUUUCUAUUCAUAGGGCUCCUUCUCCCGCUGUCGGUUAUCGACCAACAGGUUCUGCGGGUUCCGUGGACAAUGGAAACUUGAAUAUUCCAACGUUACCAAGUCCUGUUGCAUCUCGACCUGUGUCUGAUAACAACAGCAUUGAGGAACGUUAUGCUUCAAGUAUCCGAACACAAGAUAGCUCGAAUCCUUCAGUUAAUAAUUUACCGGUUAGAAGACCCACCUUAGACCGAAGCCAUUCUGCUCCUAUGAUUGGAAUUAAUCAAACAAGGAAUCAAUCUGCUACAGAUUUGUCCUCUACUCCGCCGAAUGUAUCUUCAACGGUAAACGAGGCUUAUAAACUUGUUGCAGCCCAUACUUCGGCAAAAUUAGAGCACAUGAGAUUAAACGCAAUGAAAAAUACAGAAGAGAACACCGACGAAGAAAAUGAAAAAGAUCCUUUCGAAGAUGAAAUGGACAUGUUAGGUCAUCCGAAGAACUAUAGAGCUGGUGUUCUCUCCAGCUUGCUAAAGCUUUAUACGAAUUCCGACACGGUUACCUCGAGUAGAAUAUCAUUAAAACAGCCAAGUCCCUCUAAAUUACAAAAGCAGCAUGCACGAAUUUCUUCCAGUCAUUCGCUUACAGAUCUCAUGCGUGCUUCAAAUCAGACAUUUAUGAGUCCAGCCGUAGGAUUUCAGUCCCGUGAUGAUUUAUCGGAUCUUCCCAAGUUACCUAACCAAAAACCAAAAAAGUUUCAUUUCCCGCACCACUCAAAGAAAGUGUCCCCUUUAAAUGAAAAAUACAAGAUUACUGUUCAUUUGGCAGAUGUAUUACAAAGGCAAAAAUACAUUUUAAAACUUUGCCGAGCACUCAUGACUCAUGGUGCACCGAGCCAUCGUUUAGAAGAACACAUGUCUUCUACUGCAAAGGUUCUGGAGAUUGAAGGACAAUUUUUAUAUGUUCCCGGCUGUAUGAUUAUUUCGUUUGGAGACACGAAUACUCACACCUCUGACAUGCAUAUUGUUCGUGUUAAUCAAACUGUCGACUUGGGAAAAUUGAAACUAGUUCAUGAUGUUUAUAAAGCUGUUAUUCACGACUUGAUGAGCGUUGAGGAAGCGAUCAAGGGACUUGAUACUAUCUUAAAAUCUCCUCCUUAUUUUAAAACCUGGAUAUUGAUUGUAACCUAUGGUUUCGCGAGUGCCUUUAUUUUGCCAAUUGCAUUUUCAGGUGGAUGGAUUGAUCUUCCAAUUUGCUUUUUUUUCGGUUUAAUCAUCGGAACGCUUCAACUACUUGUUGCUCCACGAUCACCCUUGUACAAUAGUCUGUUGGAGGUUACCGGUUCUAUUUUAACAUCCUUUUUGAGUCGAGCUUUUGGAAGUAUCUAUCGCGAUCACGCAAAUAAGACGAAUCCUAUUUUUUGUUUUGCAGCAUUAGCAGAAGGUGCAAUUGUGCUAAUCCUUCCUGGUUAUAUUGUUUUGUGUGGAUCCCUUGAACUGCAAAGUAAAAACAUUGUUGCAGGUAGUGUUCGAAUGUUCUAUGCAAUUAUUUAUUCCCUAUUUCUGAGUUUCGGUAUUGCUAUAGGCGCUGCUCUUUAUGGCUGGAUGGAUCAUCAUGCAACUUCGGAGUACGUCUGCAGUGCUGACCGAUACAUUGACGACAAAUGGAGAAUUUUGUUUGUGCCUCUCUUUACAUUAUGUUUAUUAAUUGUAAAUCAGGCAAGGCCAUCCCAAUGGCCGAUGGCUUUAUUCAUAUCUUGUGUUGGCUAUAUCGUCAAUUAUUUUACAACCCAAAAACAUUUCAAAAAUACAGCCGCAAUAGGAAACGCGAUAGCCGCUUUUGUUAUUGGUUGCCUUGGAAAUUUGUACUCUCGCCUAGGACAAGGUGUCGCGUUUGCUGCUGUUUUACCAGCUAUUUUUGUGCAAGUACCUUCUGGUUUAGCUGCUCAAGGUGGUGUAAAGUUCGGAAUCGAUUUGGCUACCCAGAUUAGUAACAGCAGCAACUCAAGUGGUACUGAUGAAUCUUCUUUUAACAAUAGUUCUCUUUCGUUUGGUAUAAAUAUGGUUCAGAUAGCUAUUGGAAUUUCCGUUGGUUUAUUCGCCUCUGCAUUAGUUAUUUAUCCUUUUGGAAAACGUCGUUCCGGUUUAUUCAGUUUCUAAAUGAUUUUUGUUGCAUGCUAUAUCCUUGUUUUUCUGUGUUACAUUCUCAUAUAAUAAUUAACUUUUUUAUGUUUAGAUACGAUUUUGUCGUGAUGAUGAUGAUGAUGUCCGACUAUUAAUCAUUAAAAGCAUUAAAAGCAUUAAAAGUUCAGUGUCGUUUUUAUUUAUUUAUUUAUUUUAUGAUGUCUCUUUUACAAUUCGUUGAAUCCUCGUUGUGCAAUUAUACCUGGUUUACUAAGUUUAUAUUAUAUAUUUUGUUUUUACUGAUACCUCUCAUGGUUAUCCUUGCAUGAAUAAAAUGCUUGAUACUUCAAGUAGGCCUACUUACUCUGUCCUGCUGAAGAAAAAAUACAGUAGACACUAAAUCAAGUUGCACGAAAAAUAAAGUAGCACAAUGGGUAAUGGAAGACAUCUGACUAUGAGUUAU